CACCUACAACUAUAUACAAGUACACAACACAACACAUUAAAGUCGGAAAGCAACAAAGUUUCGUAGCAAAAUACCAACAUAAUAACAAUUUAAGGUAGCUUGUCGAAGGAGCCAUGCAACGUUUACCCGCCAAAACGAUAAGCAAAAUCGCUCGUACAGCAUGCGACGUGUUCAUAAACCACCGUGGGAUAGACACAAAGAAAAACGUUGCGGGGUUGUUGUACGAUAAUCUUACGAGGAAUGGAGUGAGGGCAUUCUUGGACAGCAUGAACAUGAAACCUGGGGAUAGGCUAUUCGACCACAUUGAUAGGGCUAUCCUCGGUUGCAAGGUUGGUGUUGCGGUCUUCUCUCCUCGUUAUUGUGACUCCUAUUUCUGCCUCCACGAGCUGGCUCUUCUCAUGGAGUCCAACAAAAGGGUUGUUCCUAUUUUCUAUGAUGUCAAACCGUCGCAGCUUGUGGUCAAGGACAACGGAACACGCCCUCAUAAGGACCUUCAGAGGUUCUGUUUAGCACUCGAGGAAGCUAAAAACACCGUCGGUUUGACGUUUGAUUCUUUGAAUGGGGAUUGGUCGGAGCUGCUAAGGAAUGCUUCCGAUGCGGUGAUCAUGAACUUGCUGGAGGUAGAGGAAGAAAGGAAGCACGCGAGGAAGCAACAUCGUUGAAUGCUUCAAUGUUCAUACUUCAUAGCGUUGGAUAACCACAAUAUAAAUUCGUUUAUUAUUUUUUUCGUAUAUAAUAUGGGAUCUUAAUGAGAGAGACCAUAUGUUUGAUGCCUUCAACAUCACUCAAUUCUGUGGCCUGAAUUCGCUUAAUAAUUGGUUUAGGCUUCAGUUUAUAAUUUUUUUUUAAAAGCAAAAUUUAUUGAAAUAACAGAAGCACUUCUGGUGCUUUGAUUAAUUCAUUUGUAUUACAAAAUUCUUUGAUUAAUUCAUUUGUAUAUCUAAUUGUAUAAUUUCCUUUAUUCUCUGAUAUAUAGCAAUUUCCUUGGAAACCCAUUUUGCGCUGUAUCUUCUGUAUUUUACUUUCAUCCCGUAAUUCGGGAUUUAUAGGACAUCUGUAACAAUUUCAAGGGCAAAAUCAAUAAAUUGUAGUUGAUUUAUUAA
This is a messenger RNA of Glycine soja, 1103 nucleotides long. Its product is annotated as TMV resistance protein N-like. NCBI's taxonomy places the organism in Eukaryota, Viridiplantae, Streptophyta, Magnoliopsida, Fabales, Fabaceae. Gene Ontology annotation, biological process: signal transduction. Bases 114 to 662 code for a protein of 182 amino acids. The transcript is spliced from 2 exons. The record is from RefSeq and is a predicted model, not a curated record.